Molecule: messenger RNA, 570 nt
Organism: Pneumocystis jirovecii RU7
Lineage: Eukaryota; Fungi; Ascomycota; Pneumocystomycetes; Pneumocystales; Pneumocystaceae
Exons: 5
Coding region: 1-570 (189 amino acids)
Biological process (GO): protein stabilization; protein folding; protein import into mitochondrial matrix
Cellular component (GO): mitochondrion
Molecular function (GO): protein-folding chaperone binding; zinc ion binding
Source: RefSeq, a predicted model, not a curated record
AUGCUAUAUUUAUGUAAAAAUUGUUGUAUUUUAAUAUUUGAAAUCGGAAUGAACUUAAAUAAAAUUACUCAUAUAGAUAUCUUUGCUUUAAAAUCGAGACAAUAUUUUUAUUUUCAGAGAAAUUUUACAAGAUAUUUAUUAAAAAAUACUGAUAAUAAUGUGAUAUUAAGAAAAAUUGAAAAAGGACAUUUUUAUAUAAAAAUAUUAAAUAACGUUUUUUUUUUUCGUCAAAAAAGUACAAAUAUUUCAAAAUGUGAAUAUAGAAUAACACCUUUAUAUUUGAUUACUUUUACUUGUCAAAGGUUGUGUUCAAAUAGAACAACACAUAGAAUGACAAAACAAGCAUAUCAUAAUGGUACUGUGAUCAUUCAAUGUCCUCAAUGUAAAAAUUAUCAUUUAAUUUCUGAUCAUCUUAAAAUAUUCUCUGAUAAAAAUAUUACUAUAGAAGAUAUUAUGAAAGAAAAAGGAGAAGAAGUGCGCAGAUUUUAUGGAGAUUUUACAGAUAAUCAGAGUGUGGAAUUUAUGAAUGAUAAUAUUCAGUUUUUUUUAUCACGACCAAAAAAUGAAUGA